AUGGCGAUCAACUUCAAGGACGGUGUUAUACUUGGCGCGGACAGUAGAACCACAACUGGAGCGUACAUCGCAAACAGAGUUACAGACAAGCUCACUCAAGUAAACGAUACGAUCUGGUGCUGUCGAUCAGGGUCUGCCGCAGAUACACAAGCGGUUGCGGAUAUUGUUCACUACCAGCUGGGAAUGUAUGCUGUCAUGAAUGGACGAAACCCAACGACCCAAACAGCCGCCGCGAUGUUUCAGGAGCUGUGCUACGAGAAUAAGGACAGGCUGAGCGCUGGGUUGAUUAUCGCCGGUUGGGAUGAGCGACACGGAGGACAGGUAUACUCGAUACCUUUGGGAGGGUCGUUACACAAGCAAUCAUAUGCGAUCGGAGGAUCAGGGUCGACAUAUAUCUACGGAUACUGCGAUGCCAACUGGAAGGAAGGGAUGGAGGAAGAUGCGGCUGUGGAUUUCGUCAAAGGCGCAUUACAGGAGGCGAUCAAGUGGGAUGGAAGCUCCGGCGGCGUUAUCAGAAUGGUGGUCUUGACAAAGGAGGGGGCUAAUCGCCAUCUGUAUCUGCCAGAUACGAAUUACAGCGUCCGUCAGCAAUAG
Molecule: messenger RNA, 594 nt
Organism: Venustampulla echinocandica
Lineage: Eukaryota; Fungi; Ascomycota; Leotiomycetes; Helotiales; Pleuroascaceae
Product: Proteasome subunit beta type-9
Exons: 3
Coding region: 1-594 (197 amino acids)
Cellular component (GO): proteasome core complex
Molecular function (GO): threonine-type endopeptidase activity
Source: RefSeq, a predicted model, not a curated record